This is a messenger RNA of Podospora pseudopauciseta, 1068 nucleotides long. RefSeq lists its product as uncharacterized. NCBI's taxonomy places the organism in Eukaryota, Fungi, Ascomycota, Sordariomycetes, Sordariales, Podosporaceae. The transcript is spliced from 2 exons. The coding region runs from base 1 to 1068 and encodes 355 amino acids. The record is from RefSeq and is a predicted model, not a curated record.
AUGGCCGAAACCAAACUCAAAGACCUUAGCUCCCUAAGGCCCUCCCUCAAAAAACUAAUCAACGCCCCCUUCGCCUCCCCAGCCACAACUCCGGCCCCCCCCCAAAUAAGAAACCUCUACCAGCGCCUCUCCCGCGAAGCCAAAUCGCGCAAAUACGGCGAACGUCCCUGGAUAACCAUAGCUGCAGCAACAACCUUCACGCUCAACUCCCCCUCCUCCCUCUCCCACCUCCACUCCACCUCCUCCUCCCUAACCCCCCACCCAACCCUCCCCUCCCUCACCCCCCCCCUCACCCCCCUCCUCCUCGCCGAACUGAUCCGCGAAGUCGGCCUCAAAUGCAUCUCCUUCAAUGGAAUCCCCCGCACAAUCAACUGCCUCAACGCCUUUCGCUCAGACCUGGAGGUAAACCCCUGGUCCAGCUCCCUUUCCUCGGUCCCAUCACGAACCGUCACUACCUCAAACAUCAACAAUACGAUAAGCAGGGGAAACGCGCUCUGGAAGUCAAUCUACACACCCCAUCACGGGAAACUAACCCAAAAGCUUGCACUGGCACAUCCCGAUCUGCCGGGGUAUAUCCUCCAGGGUCACUACGCCAUGUUACUCGCCGAUCCACCGAGGCAUGUGGAGGGCGGGGUGCCGAAACAGGCGAGGUUGGGGCGGUGCCUGACCAGUCUUGUGGCGAUUGCGUGUUUGAGAGCGCAGAGGGGGGUUGGGCCGCAGGUGUUGAGCCAUGUUUACGGGUUGAGAAAGGCUGUGGAGCAGGGGUUACACAGAGAGGAGUUUGAGGACGAGGAGGAGAGGGAAGGGAUGGAACGGUUGGCGGGGGAUGAGGGAUGUGAGUGGAUUUUGGAGAGCGUUGACAAAGUCGCGAGGGCGAUCGGGGGUGGGGGGUUUGCCGGUUGGGAGCGGGAGGUUGACCAGGACCAGGAGGACGGGGUGGAGGAUGAUACGAGGCUGGAUGGGGAGGUGAGCGAGGUUGGGAAUGUGGCGAAGGAGAUGGAGGAGGAGCUGCAGGGCGGGACAGGGAGCGGGAGCGGGAGGGUGAGGGGGAGGGAGUCCAAGUUGUGA